AUGAAUCAAUCGGACGAAGAAACCAAGCAUACUGUACUUCUUCCCGAGGACUAUGUACAAAAAUUCGAUCCCGAUGCGUAUUUGCAGUUUUAUUUCAGCCAAGACGCCAUUGAAGACGGAACCCGUGUUUCCCUCUUCGCCCUUCCCGUUUUUGCUCAACUAAUGCUCCAAACAAUGCGUCCAUCCGAAAGAGAAACCCUUUUGGAUAUUGGCGCCGGUCCAACCGUCUACGCGGCUCUUUGCUUCCGUGACGUCAUUAAACGAGUCCAUCUCUCCGAUUUUGUGGAUAGAAACUUAGACGUCCUUCGAAAAUGGGUCCGUCGAGAAGAAACAAUCGAUUGGGUUCCAACAAUUAAAGUGAUUAAAAGAACGGAAGGAGGACCAGUCCCCACAGAAAAAGUUUGUGAUGAAGUUGAAGAAAAAGCGAGAGGAUUGGUGAAAUCUGGUGGAAUUCAUUUUGCCGAUGUCCAUCAGGAUGUUGUGGUUCCAGAGUUAAAUGGAAAACAAGUUGAUAUCCUUGUGUCCAUUUUUACCCUGGAGAGUGCCUGCCGGAACUAUGAGGAGUACUGUAAAUGUGUUGCAAACAUGAUGAGACAUCUGCGUUCGGGUGGCCGUUUUGUCUUGGGAUCGGUGCUCGAGGACAAUGAGUACAACUCAGGGAGACAGACCAUCUUUCACCUGCUCAACCUUCGUGAACAAAUGAUUCUCGACGCGCUGGUUUCCGUUGGUCUCGACAUUCCAAAUGCCAAAAAAUACGUUUUGGACGGCGAAGGUGUCAUGUUUAUAAUGGCAACAAAACUCUAG
Caenorhabditis briggsae is the source of this 804-nucleotide messenger RNA. Bases 1 to 804 code for a protein of 267 amino acids. The record is from RefSeq and is a predicted model, not a curated record. Gene Ontology annotation, molecular function: N-methyltransferase activity. The transcript is spliced from 4 exons. Gene Ontology annotation, cellular component: cytosol. Lineage: Eukaryota; Metazoa; Nematoda; Chromadorea; Rhabditida; Rhabditidae.